AUGGGGCAGCCCACAAUAAUUGGCAAGCGGGAGGGUGGUGUUAUAAGAGAUCAUCAAGGUGGUCUUAUCGUUGACUUUGCGGGAAGCCUGAAGAAUCAUAUUGUCAACCAAGUCAAGGGAAUGGCCCUCUUAUGGGAAAUGAAGUUCGCCACUACUAUAGGUAUCAGACAACUUGAAAUUGAAGGUGAUUCAAAAAUAAUUGUGGAGGCUGCCAGUGGUAGAACUGCAGUGGGUUGGAAAGUGGAAGCGAUUUUGAGGGAUGCUAGAAUGCUUCUAGCUAACCUUGAUGGUUUCACUAUCCACCACAUUUACAAAGAAGGGAAUGCAGCUACCGACUCCAUGGUUGUUGUCAACAUGUUGCAAGAGGGCUUACGGUGUUGGAGGAGUACAAUUCCGCUGCCAGUGAUCACCAAGGAGAUCUUGGAGAAAGAAAAGACUAAGUUCUAA
Cryptomeria japonica (Japanese cedar) is the source of this 447-nucleotide messenger RNA. RefSeq lists its product as uncharacterized. The transcript has a single exon. Gene Ontology annotation, molecular function: nucleic acid binding; RNA-DNA hybrid ribonuclease activity. NCBI's taxonomy places the organism in Eukaryota, Viridiplantae, Streptophyta, Pinopsida, Cupressales, Cupressaceae. The coding region runs from base 1 to 447 and encodes 148 amino acids. The record is from RefSeq and is a predicted model, not a curated record.